This is a messenger RNA of Seriola aureovittata, 4848 nucleotides long. It is a transcript of the gene sstr1b, whose product is annotated as somatostatin receptor 1b. Gene Ontology annotation, biological process: neuropeptide signaling pathway; cellular response to glucocorticoid stimulus. The record is from RefSeq and is a predicted model, not a curated record. The coding region runs from base 1266 to 2372 and encodes 368 amino acids. Gene Ontology annotation, cellular component: neuron projection; membrane. Gene Ontology annotation, molecular function: somatostatin receptor activity; neuropeptide binding. The transcript has 2 exons. NCBI's taxonomy places the organism in Eukaryota, Metazoa, Chordata, Actinopteri, Carangiformes, Carangidae.
AGGCUGAGAGCGUUAAGCAGCUCCCAGAUCAGUGGAUACUGACAGACACGCAGCGGCUGAUGGGCAGAGGGAGACACACAACACAAGAUAUCUCACCUUCCUGGAGGAGGUGGAGGAUGGGACCAGAUGUACUGGCCGUUUUCACCGUCACAGCGAUGAGGCUGGAGGGACAGCAGCAUUAAUGCAACUGCAUGGGAGACGGCUGCUAUUAUUCAGGUCACAGAGAACAGGAGCAUCAUGUGUCCUGAGGAGAGGCUUCUGAAGGAACCACACUCCAUCAAAGACACGACAUGACUCCAAGAGCAGAACAACGCCACCUUUAAAUACACGCUCAGCGUCAUUUGACCUGCUGGAAUCAACAGAUGGAGUGGAGAGGUCGCACCCUGCUUUGGAUCAGGACUCUGCAGUCAUACCACCAACAGACGGGCACUGGGAGUUAUACUUAAUCAGCAAUGAAACUGGGAUGGUACAUGAUGGUCGAGAAUCCGGUAAAUCAGAGUGUACAGCAGGAGCCUUGAGAGAAAUUGUUGCACAACAAGUAAAAGAAUGGUCACGAUUGUCUGGACUUUACAAUGAGACAAGAGACCCAGGAAAAUUAAGGACAUAUGGACGGUGAGAAGACGGAACAAUGGACAGUUGCUUCUUUCUUGGAUGACGGUAACUAAACACACAUAACAUACAUCUGUCUGUGGAUUGUUACAGAAAACACAAGGACGUCAGAGACUGAACAUUACGUCCAGGCAAGCUGUGGGUCAAGUAGCUUGCUGUGGCGUUUCUAGAGUCUGUGGGGCCCUAGGUGAAAAACUGGCAGGGGGCCCUUCCAUACAGUGUCCAUCACCAUUAUAUAAUAAAUAAUCUGACACCAAUGAGAAAUGUAGGAAAUCAAAACAAUUUUUUUUAUUGUUAUUACAAAUCACCACGUUAAAAUAUAAACAUAAAGAACAGUAAAAACCUAAAAAAAUAACUAAAAAACUCCUUCUCAGUAAAGAAGCUCUGAUGUGGCUCUCUGCAAUGACAGUGUUCAGUGGGCGGGACAGAGCAGCAGCCGACCAAUCAGCAGCCAGAGAGAGACGUGAAUGAGCUGUGAAUGGGUGUGCCCAACAAUCAAUCACUGAUCAAAAAAUAGGUGGAAAUGACAUGGAACCCCUUUAGGGAGCAAAUUGUCCGUUGGUUGGUUAAGGGGGAGGGAGUCGCCUUUUGAGGCAUUGCUGUGGAGUUUGUCAGCCCUCAGGGGUUAGCAUCAUUCACGCUCACCAAAAGUGACAAUGGAUUUCAAUGGGAGCCUGGACUAUGGGUCCUAUCCCACAGGCCUGCCCUACAACACCAGCGUGGACUAUGAGGACUACUACCAGGAGCCGGACGCCAGUAAAAUCAUCAUCCCCUCCAUCUAUGCCCUCGUCUGCUGCGUGGGUCUAACGGGCAACGCCAUGGUCAUCUAUGUCAUUCUGAAAUACGCCAAGAUGAAAACAGCCACUAACAUUUACAUCCUCAACUUGGCCAUCGCCGAUGAGUUGUUCAUGCUGAGCGUUCCUUUCCUGGCCACAUCGGCAGCCGUCCGUCACUGGCCCUUCGGGUCCCUGAUGUGUCGCUUGGUGCUGAGCGUGGACGGUAUCAACAUGUUUACGUCAAUCUUCUGCCUGACGGUGCUGAGCGUGGACCGUUACAUAGCAGUGGUCCACCCUAUCAAGGCCGCCCGCUACCGCAGACCCACUGUUGCCAAAGUGGUCAAUGUCUGCGUGUGGGGGCUGUCGCUCAUAGUCAUCCUGCCCAUCAUUAUCUUUGCAGAUACUGUCCCAGCGCAGGAUGGUGGUGUGGACUGUAACUUCCUGUGGCCUGAGGCGGCCUGGUCAGAGGCGUUCGUGGUCUAUACCUUCCUGUUGGGAUUCCUGCUGCCGGUUGGCGCCAUCUGUCUGUGCUACUGUCUCAUGGUGGCCAGGAUGCGAGCAGUGGGGCUGAAGGCCGGCUGGCUUCAACGCCGGCGCUCGGAGAAGAAGAUCACCCGCAUGGUGCUUCUGGUUGUGGCGGUGUUCGUCCUCUGUUGGAUGCCCUUCUACAUUGUCCAGCUGGUCAGCGUUUUCCACCGGCCCCCAGACCCCAUGGUCACUCAGCUGUUUGUCAUCCUCAGCUACGCCAACAGCGGCGCCAAUCCCAUCCUCUACGGCUUUGUGUCUGAUAACUUCCGGCGUUCGUUCCAGCGCAUCGUUUGUUUCCGGUGGCUAGAGUCUGGGCUGGAUGCGGAGCAGGUGGAUUACUGUGCUGUAGCUUUGAAGAGACAAGCGACGUGCAGCCCUCUGGACUUUCCCAAGGACUGCAUGGCUUCUGAGAUGGUGUUUCGCAAUGGGACAUACACGUCCCGUACGACCACGGUGUGACAUUAAACCAGAGCAGGACCUAAAACAAGAAAUUGCCAUCACCUGAGGAGGAGUUUCUCAACCUAAUUACAAAAUCCCAUGUUCAUUUGUCAUAAUUUAACUUUUUAUUUAAAGAUACACUUCACUCCAUUAUACUGCCCAACAGCACAACAAAACUACACAGACUCUAAAGUUCAUAGAUUGUGUUUCAAAACUGAAACUGAAAUGGAAAUUUAUUUUGGUCUAUCAGUAAUUACACAAACAAAAAAUACAACUCAACGUCUUAAAUCCUCAGAUACAAAACAUUAAGAAGGAGGUGUAAUUACUGCUUGAUUAUACUGGCUGACAUGGUAAAGUCAGUACAACAAUAGGACCAUGUUAUACUAAUACUGUCAUACAUAAUGAUUGUUAAUUGUUGUUAGAGGUCCAUAUAGUAUAAAGGUAGAUGUCCAUGUGUUGUUUGCACCCAGCCUGUAUACAGAAACUGAGCCUUAAAACCAGCCGUCAGGACUUCUGUCACUUUGUGAUGUCACAACAAAGCAGUCACUGCUCUCAGCCACUUACCUGGGCCCGCCAUCCAACUUUGCAGGAUAUGGUUUCUCUGAGUGUUUACCUGAAAUCUGCUUAAAAUUUUUAUUGGAUCUCUCAGAAAAGAGAGACUCAGAGCCUCCUCUCUUCUGAUUGGCUCACAGACCUGUUGUUACUAGAGCUCCAGAGAGAAGCCUGAGAGAGGAGAUGUAAAACUACACUGAGAUGGUUUUUGGUUCCUAAAACCACAAAUAUAUCUUCUUAUGGAUCAACACUUCAAAUAAAACACAGGAGAAGAGGAAAAUAUGGAAUUUUAAGUAAUUUGUUUAUUAUUGUUAUGCUGUUAUGCCUGGUUUUCAAGUAUAGUUACAGUAUUGCAAUAGAUGUUGACAUUAUAUUUAUGUAGUUUCCCAAAAUUAAUUUAUUAUCAUCGUAUGUUGUCACUCCCACAAAUUAAUGAAAUGUAUCCAUUCAAUUUAAAAAUCAUUUACUUUUAAGUUUUCUGUGUGAAUUUGUUAUGAUUACCAAUGAUGAAGUUAAAAUCAAGUCAACUAUUUAAAAAUGUUUAUUUCUUUUCUACAGAAUCCAAAAGUUUUUGAAAUUCUUACCACAGAAAAAUGAAUGUAUGUCGUCCGCAAACAAAAUCAUUUUGCUGUUUAUUUUGAAAAAAUUACACGUAUCAUUCAUGUACAAAAUAAAAAAUGCAAACAAAGAGCCGGGAGGAAGUUUGGGCCUGAAGUGGUGCUGUUGAACAUUAUAUGAAGUCAGGAUGUGUAUCUUAAAUGAAAUAUCUUAUUUGUUCUUACUGUUUUUCAUCAUAGCACUUUUCACAACAUGAUAAUGUACAAAUCAAACAUUUUACCACAAGCGGAUCAAAUCUCUCAAACUUUUAAAUGUAACUGACUUUGUCUAUCUUAUAUGUAGUUGUGUAGAUUUGUAUAACACAGAGUUAAAUUCAAAACUGUUGAUGAAUUGAUGUUACUGUGCUUAAUUCCACAGCAAGUUUUACUUUUCAUUAACAAACAAUAAUAAUUGAUUUAUAUUUUUGAACAAAGAAACUGUAUAAGAUCCAUGUAAGAGGAAGGUUAAAUUAUUAAUGAAUGUCAUUUUCUCAAGGCUUUGAAACGAUGUCUGACUUUUCGUGUUUGUUCCUGUAUUUGUGUAUUUGUAUCUGUUUGUUCAUUAUUUGUUGGUGGAUCUGUUUAAAUCUGAGAUUUGUCUGAGUAUGUAAAUUACAAAGGUUCAAAACUAUUAUUUCCACCUCUGGUUUCCCUCUGUCUUUUCUUCUGUUGCUGGUUAAGUCUAUUGAAAAAGCUGAGAAAUUAAUUUCAUCAUGCAAAGUUAAUUUUAUUAUUUAACCUGAUAAUCGCUGUGAAGUUCAUGCACACCUGAAAGUCUCAAUGACAGGUGUCAAAAACUCUUGACUUUGAAAAAGUGAUCCAGAUCUUAAUUGACAAUAUUUCCAUCCUCAGAUCUUGAUCAGGUGUCAUAUGGACAAUCAGCACCAGCACCGUUUACUUAUAUACAUUUAAAUAUAAACUAGAGGCUGUAUGCCAACGAGCCAAGUUACAGGAAAUGUGGUCUCAGUCUCUCCUUCCUGAGUUACAGUGUUGAAUAAUGGCCAGAAGUGUUUUUGCAGAACAUUAUGAUGUCACAGUGAAGUUGACCUUUGGCCUUUUGGAUAUAAAAAUGUCAUCCUUCUAUCCUAUUAGACAUUUUUGUUUUGUUAUUGUGUCAUAAGUAGUGCAUGGAUUCAUGGCCAUAAACUGGUUUUGUGAGGUCACAGUGACCUGGACCACUGAAAUCUAAUCAGUUAAUUCUUGAGUCCAAAUGGACAUUUAUGCCAAAAUGAAGGGAAGCACUUGAGGUGUUACUGAGAUAUGUGUCCAGUCCUAACAGUGGGAAUCAGCAGCAGCUUCCUGGUUUCAUGCAAAUAAAGGCCAAUGAGCUGUUUUCAUUGUAAACAUUA